Messenger RNA from Oryza brachyantha (malo sina), 965 nucleotides. Its product is annotated as bidirectional sugar transporter SWEET3a. Lineage: Eukaryota; Viridiplantae; Streptophyta; Magnoliopsida; Poales; Poaceae. The record is from RefSeq and is a predicted model, not a curated record. Gene Ontology annotation, biological process: carbohydrate transport. Bases 53 to 793 code for a protein of 246 amino acids. Gene Ontology annotation, cellular component: membrane. The transcript has 6 exons. Gene Ontology annotation, molecular function: sugar transmembrane transporter activity.
CUAGUUUCCAGUGGCACCUGACGCAACCUUCAGCAAUCAGAUCACAGAAAGAAUGUUUCUUGACAUACGUUUUAUCGUGGGAAUCAUAGGAUCUAUAGCUUGCAUGCUCCUCUAUGCAGCACCAAUAUUGACAUUUAAAAGAGUGAUAAAGAAGGCCAGUGUAGAGGAAUACUCGUGCGUACCGUACAUUUUAGCUUUGUUCAGCUGCCUCACAUACAGUUGGUACGGAUUUCCUGUGGUGAGCUAUGGGUGGGAGAACUUGACAGUCUGCAGCAUCAGCUUACUUGGGGUGCUAUUUGAAAGCACCUUCAUCAGCAUAUAUGUAUGGUUUGCUCCAAGAGGGAAAAAAAAGCAAGUCAUGCUGAUGGCAUCUCUGGUUCUAGCAGUCUUUGGCAUGACUGUAUUUCUAUCAAGCUUUUCAAUACACAACCAGCACACACGUAAAGUAUUUGUUGGUAGUAUUGGUCUAGUGUCUUCCAUAUCAAUGUACGGCUCUCCGCUGGUAGCUGUGAAACAAGUUAUCAGGACAAAAAGUGUUGACUUCAUGCCUUUCUAUUUGUCAUUGUUUACGUUCUUGACAAGUUUAACCUGGAUGGCAUAUGGAGUCCUAGGAAGGGAUCCUUUUAUCGUGACCCCAAACUGCAUCGGCAGUAUAAUGGGUAUACUUCAGCUGGUUGUGUACUGUAUUUACAGCAAAGGCAAGGAAGCACCCAAGGUGCUUCAUGAUAUUGAUCAAAAUAAUGUAAUGAAAGUCCCAGCAAGUCAUGUGGACACAAACAGGCACAAUCCCUGAAAAACGAACUAUAUCUGUUUUGCUAGAGAACAAGUGCCUGCUGUACCAAUAACAUGCUACACAAGGUCGAGGACGAUAUGCUUCACAUUAUGUGAAGUCCAUUCUAUGCCUUAGUGCUUUUACAGAUUCUAUGAAUUGCCAUUGACUCAUUGAGUAAGCUCCCUUCUAUGAU